GUUUUGUUGAAUAUUAUCACAAGGCUUGAAUCUCAUGGCUUCGUAUGAUGAGCAACAAGGAAAGCCUCUACCCAAGUUUGGGGAAUGGGAUGUGAAUGAUCCUGCCUCAGCUGAAGGAUUCACUGUUAUAUUCAACAAGGCGAGAGAUGAGAAGAAAAUUGCCUCAGCAUCUGGACGAUUCCCUUCACAGCGAAGGAAUGAUUCUCGCAACCGCAAGGGUAACAAAAAAUUCAAGAGUUCCCCAAAGAAAAAAUGGUUUUGCUUUGGCCCUUAG
Messenger RNA from Abrus precatorius (Indian licorice), 274 nucleotides. RefSeq names its product protein NOI4-like. The transcript is spliced from 3 exons. The record is from RefSeq and is a predicted model, not a curated record. Lineage: Eukaryota; Viridiplantae; Streptophyta; Magnoliopsida; Fabales; Fabaceae. Bases 35 to 274 code for a protein of 79 amino acids.